This is a messenger RNA of Osmia lignaria (orchard mason bee), 1873 nucleotides long. RefSeq lists its product as uncharacterized. Lineage: Eukaryota; Metazoa; Arthropoda; Insecta; Hymenoptera; Megachilidae. The record is from RefSeq and is a predicted model, not a curated record. Gene Ontology annotation, biological process: cytoskeleton organization.
AACUGAGUUACACUUCUAUAUUACAUUAAUGGUUUAGCACACAUGCGUACUUUGCUGAGAACGGUCAAGUGUGCAUUUUGUGAAAGUUACGCAUUGUAUUUUUCAACUAGUCAACAGCAGUCAACAGCAAGCCAUGUUGGCGACAAGUUUUGAUUGCGGUUUCGACUUACGUUUGACAAAUUUGUCGUGAUGAUCUUGAUUAUAUAUUUCUUUUAAUUAUUUCUAACAUUUUGCAAGAUCUCUUGUUACAUUAUUUCAAUUAAUUUUAUGAAUCAUAAAUUUCAUUAUGGUAAAAUUAACAGAAGAAAUGGUCGUGGCUCGGACACGAAUGUCCGACUUCUCUACUGUGAAGAAACUUAAUUGUUGGGGUACAGAACUGACUGAUGUAAGCAUUUUAAGGAACAUGAAAAAUGUGGAAGUACUGUCAUUAAGUGUAAAUAAUAUCAAUACUCUUGCUGAUUUUCAAUACUGUUUAAGUCUUCAAGAUUUGUUUGUAAGAAAAAAUAAUAUUAAAGAUUUGAAUGAAGUUUGUUACCUUCAAGGAUUACCUCACUUACGAAAUCUAUGGCUUGGUGAAAAUCCUUGUGCUGAAAAAGACGGAUAUCGAAUGGCUGUUUUGAGAGCUUUGCCAAACUUACAAAAACUUGAUGACAAAGUGGUAUCACCUGAGGAAGUGCAAACUGCAUUAACAAGGGGUCGAAUUUUAGUCCAUCCUCUUGAUAUGGAUGCAUCUCCACCACAGUCAGAUACAGUUAGUCCAGAAGAUAUUGCUACCGAAUAUAUUGGAGAACCGGAAGGUAUAAGACAUCGAAGAUAUAGUUCCUCAAGUGAUCAGAGAAGUUUUGAAGAACCACAACAUACUCAAGAAGAAUAUCAUGAUCCAGAUCAUAGAAAUGCAAAUUACAAUACUUCACCAUCUCAUCAUUAUUCACAAAAUAAUCAAUAUACAUAUGAACUACAGAAUGGACAGUCAAAGAAUCAAAGCAAAGACGACACUGCACGUACAGAGUCACGCAGCGUCAAUGAAAGCGUGGCCACUAACACUAUUGAAAUAAUCAAGGAAUACGAUGAUCGACCAGCAGUUUCAAGACACAAUGGAGAUUACGAUGAAAGACGAAAUUAUGUGGAGUAUAGCAACAACGAUACCCCUCAACGUUCUUAUCCACCAACAUCUCCUCGAAUGCAGUUCUCGGCGAAUGAAUCCAUAGAUGAUAGACGUGCAGAGAGAAACCAUUAUGAUUAUGAUAAUAGAUUGAAACCAGAAUAUGAAGAACAUCAUGAUCAAAGGAUAAAGUCAGAUUAUGAAGAACAUCAACCACCAUCUCAGCCUAGACGAAUAGCUGUUCAUAAUGCCGAAAGGGUUAGAAUUGAAGAUUCAUCUCAAGUGCCUGGAUGGAUAAGACAUUCUGAGAAGGACAAAUGUAGAUCCCAAUUUCAUUAUCACAGGAGACCUGUUACAAGAAACUCAAACAUACUAUCAGCUGUAUUAUGCUUGGUCAAAGAGCUUGACUAUCCAAGUUUGGAAGUGGUAGAAAUGGCUGUUAGAAACAGAAUGGAUGAAUUGGAGGAAUGAUGUUUCUGACGCCGUCCCCAAAACACCCAGGGGACGGUCGCCUUCUCUCACAUAGGCAGCAUUUCCUCGAUUCCAAGUCCAGAGUUUUCGGAUUCUAUUGAUGCUGCAGUAAUUUCUUGCCAGUGUGUUGAUAAUGACGCAAAUUUAAAUCUUGACCAUCAUUCGUGUAAUAGGCAUUCAAUGGAUGACAAUGUUGAUAAACGUCAGACUCGUCAUAAUGGAUGUGCGGAAAGUUGUUCGAUGCGAAGCCCAAAAAAUGUAUCCAUCAAUUCAACAUCAAGGUAUUUCGGAAAUAAUCAA